Messenger RNA from Cuscuta epithymum, 1256 nucleotides. The record is from the annotation of a GenBank genome assembly. Lineage: Eukaryota; Viridiplantae; Streptophyta; Magnoliopsida; Solanales; Convolvulaceae.
AAGGCAAAAACUGGGGAUAUUUUUGGGGAUUUCUGAAAUAGAAAGAGCAAAAAUGGAAGCUUGAUUGCCAGAAGGCCCGGAAAGAUGGGUUCAGCUGCAGUUCCUUCCAAUCCGACGUUUCCUCGUAGGAUGGGGCCCUCGACCACCAGCAUCAUCACCAGCGCCACUGCUCUCCGCCUCGGUAACUUCCUCCAUCGCCGCCUUCGCUUGUCGUGCCUACUCCGCUCCUCCUUCAAGAAUAUUUGUCUUUAUGCUCGUCCUCCCGCGUUCAAACUUGAAAGUUUCGAUCUUCUUCACGGGUCGCAGAAUUUUUUGGCCACCACUUGUUUGAGCUUUUCCCUUUUCAAUGGAGAUGGAAAUAGAAACAAUUCCAGAGAAACUGGAAAGUCACCUGGCCAUUUCGUAUUUAACGACAGGAAAUGGACCAAUCUUCUUUUAGCCAUCAACAUAUUAGCUUAUAUUGCUCAAGUUGGAACAGAAGGGAAACUAUUAUCUUGGGGAGCUAAGAUCAAUAGACUAAUAGACAAAGGAGAAAUAUGGAGGUUGAUUACUUCUUCAUUCCUGCAUGCAAAUCUUGGGCAUCUUCUGGUCAAUUGUUAUUCCUUAAAUUCUGUUGGACCCGUCAUUGAGAAAACUAGUGGUUCUAAACGAUACAUUGCUGUUUAUAUGAUCUCAGCAGCUGCGAGUUCAACAUUUAGUUACUGGUUCAGCAAAGCACCUGCGAUUGGUGCAUCAGGGGCUAUCUUUGGACUUGUUGGAUCUUAUGCUGUGUAUGUCUUGAGACACAGAGGUAUCCUCAAGGGAACUGAAGGGAAGUUGAAAUAUAUAGCACAAGUAAUUGCUAUAAAUAUGACCAUUGGGCUUCUAUCACAAGGCAUUGAUAACUGGGGACAUCUGGGAGGUUUGGUAGGAGGAGCUGCAGCUUCAUGGCUCCUUGGUCCAGCAUGGAAACUCGAGUCUGUUAGAAAUGACGGCCGAGGAGUCUUGACUGACAAGGCACCAAUUUUCUCCCUCAUCAAGUGGAGAAAACCUUAGGCGAUCUUGAUAAUCAACUGAUUUUUCGGGCUUGUUAAAGAAACAUGUCGCUAUAAAUGUUAUACUAUUUUGCAAUUCCUAGUCUAUUGGCUGUAUUACAGUUGUUUACUUGUUUUCCUGCUCUACCUGAAAUUACUUGGUCAAAACUUUGCAAACGAAAAACAAACAUAUUUUUCCUUCUCAAUCCAUAAUAUUAAUGAAAUGAAUUUGCUUGACCAAAA